Messenger RNA from Sipha flava (yellow sugarcane aphid), 1470 nucleotides. RefSeq lists its product as uncharacterized. Lineage: Eukaryota; Metazoa; Arthropoda; Insecta; Hemiptera; Aphididae. The record is from RefSeq and is a predicted model, not a curated record. Gene Ontology annotation, biological process: sensory perception of taste. Gene Ontology annotation, cellular component: membrane; neuronal cell body; axon. The transcript has 4 exons. The coding region runs from base 26 to 1246 and encodes 406 amino acids.
GGUUACCACGUGUUCGUCGACAGCGAUGGGGGAAAAAAUCAUCGACGGCGGCCAACGGCGGCCAUUUGGAUGCCCGUCCACGUGGUCGACGUUGAAAUGCCUGGGACAGACGGUGAUCUUGGUGUCGUGCGUUUUCAACUACGUGAUGACGCCGCACUUCGAGUGCGUACUGGAAGGCGGCUACGGGACCACGAUGGCCGUGAACCCGAUGGCGUGGGUGUACUCGCGUUCGGUGAGCGUCGCGUGCUUCAUGGCGUACGCGGUGAUGUCGGUCAAGUACCGCGGCGGCGUGGCCGAGUACCGGGCGCGGAUCGCGCUGCACGACGCGUACUCGCCGACCACGGACGCGGAACGCCGCGCGUUCGCGACGUUCAACGCGGCCGUCGCGUCCGCGUGCGCGCUGCUCAUACUUCCGGUGAACGGCAUGCGGCUGUUCAGGUUCGUCGAGGACCGGCGCCCGAUCGAGGUGAUCGUGUACUUCGGGCUCAUAUACUCGCAGAACGCGCUCACGUGCCUGAUGGAGACGCGGUUCGUGCUGCUGUGCUACGUGCUGUACACGAAGUUCGUCCGGAUCAACCGGGACAUGGAGACCAUCGGCGACCAGCUGGCCGCGGACCGCGGUUGCCCGUCCGUGCGGCGGUCGCGUUUGGUCGCGGCGCCCGUUCGCCGUCGUCACGCGAACCGCCGCGGUCACUAUUGGGUCCGCGACGACGGCGACAUGUACCGUUUGCGGGCCACGGGUCAGCGGCUGGUGGACGCCAUCGAGCGGCUGAAGAUCAGGCACCGGUUGAUGCGCGAGGCCGUGGACGAGCUGCAGUACGUGUUCGCCGUGCCCGUGGGCUUCUCGUUGUGCAACCUGUGCGUGAUGGGCCUGUUCGACAUCUACUACCAGCUGCUGAACAUGUACAUCCAGCAGAGGAGCAACCGGUCGAGCGCGUACAUCUACCUGUGGCUCAUGCAGUACAUGCUGAGAUUCUUCAUCAUAGUCAUAACGGUCCACGCCGCGACCAAUCAGGCGCUUCGAUCGAAAUAUUUAAUCACGCACGUAAGCAGAAACUGUUUGGACGUUAGCACAAAGGAAGAGCUGCAAAUAUUUUCGAACCAAAUAAGCAGCACUACAAUGGAAUUUACAAUAUGUGAUCUCUUCACUCUGAACACAAAACUCUUCGCUUCCGCAAUGGCUGCAAGUAUUACAUACCUAAUUAUAUUACUUCAGAUGAAAACGGAAGCGAAUGAUAUUUAUUAAAAACUAUUAGAUUCUCAUACCUACACAGAAGUAUAUUAAAAUGAUGUUCACCGAUGUAACUGUAGGUAUAGGGAUUAAGUUUUUACUGUAGUGUAAAUUAGGGUCAGCUCCCAUUUAGCCGCCUUACCAUUUAUCCAAAUUUAUUUUUUGAGUAACUUAGUUAACUAAGAAUUACAUACCAGUUAACUAUACAUAUAACUAUAUACAUGUAUAUGUAUUUAUAU